CCCCUCUCCCCUACCUCUCUGUCUUUUCCUCUCUCUCAUACUAUAUAAAGUCCCUCUUCGUUUACCUCCCAACCUCUUCUUCUUCUUCUUCUUCUUCUUCUUCUUCUUCUCUCUUCUUCUUCUUCUCUCUACCAAGUUCUAAACUUUACAUCAUUCUAAGAAAUACCCACUUAGCAAAAUGACCUCUUUUUCAUCUCCCACUGCCCUUCUCCUCGUCACCAUUAUUCUCUUGUUCCACAUUGGCCUCUCCUCCUCUGCUUCCUCUUCCUCCUUGCUUGUAUCUCAGUCCCAAAAGAUGAAGCUUUCGAGCAAGAAAAACCUACUCUCUCCCACCAACAAAGAGGACAACAAACCGGUUUCAGCUUCCAAACUCCUCAAGAAAAAGCCCAUCUUGGAGAGCAAGAACCAAACCAAACUCCUCAAACCCAAGAAGAAGAACAACUCCACCACCACUACGACCAUCUCCUCGACCAACAUUUCCAAAAUCAAGCUCCCCAAGCUCAACAAAACCCUCACCGCGAAGCCCAAACCCUCCAACUCCACCAAACUCCCCAAGCUCAUCAAGCCCAUCAAGCCCGCCAAGUCGAAUUCCACCAAACUAACCAAAACCCAACUCAAAAAGCAGCUAAAUUCGACCUCCGAUGACGCCAAACCCCUCAAAAAGGUCAAAAACAUCCCCAGUCCCUCCCCCCCGAGGCCCAAACAACCCACCGAGGCGAAGCCGAAGCCGAAGCCGAAGCCGCCACCGAAGGAGGAGCACCCGGCGUGGCUGGACGAGACGGACGGCGAGGAUCUGAUCUCGGAGUUCCGCGGGCUCCCCGCGCGGCUCCAGGAGGCGCUGGUCCCGGACCUGGAGCGGCUGUCGAGCACCUCGAGGGCGUACCUCUCGGCGGCGAACGCGGGGAUCGCGGAGGGGGUGAGGCCGUACCUGGGCCACAAAUGGGCGCCCAGGAUCGCCCUCGCCGCGUCCGCGGCGUUCCUCGCGGCGCCCCUGCUCCUCCUGGGCGCGCUCCUCCGCCACCUGGGCUCCUGCCUCCCCCUCGUGCGCCGCCUCCUCGUCUUCGCCCAGGCCUACCUCGCCAUCUACUUCGCCACGCUCGCGGCCACGGCGCUCGCCACGGGCCUCGAGCCGCUGCGGCUCUUCUACGCGACGUCGCCGGGGGCCUACGCCUGGGCCCAGGCCGCGCAGUCGCUCGGCUACGUCGCCUACCUCGUGCUCCAGCUCGUCGACCUCGUCGCCGCGUUCCCCCCGCCUCCGCCGCCGCCGACGCCGCACUUCCCCGCCGCCGCCGCCGCCGAUGGGGCGGGGGGGAGGGCGUCGCCGGCGCCGGCGCUGGCGCAGAUGGUGGUGGGGCUCGCGGUGGGGCUGCACUACUACGCCGCGGUGUUCCACCGCGCGGUGGCGGGGGAGCCCCCGCGCGCCACGUGGCGCGUGCACGCGGUCUACGCCGCGUGCUUCCUCGUGAUCUGCGCUUUCGCGCGCGCCGAGCGCCGCAAGAAGGAGUACGUCUGCAUCGACGGGGGCGAGGACGGGAAGAAGAGCUAGACGCCGCCUCUCGGGGGGGCUAUUCUGGGAAAAGAAAGCCUAGAAAGGGGAAAUGACGGGUGUAAAACCGGAACGCCCUGAAGUUUUUCUUUUUUUGUGGGGGCAUAUUGGGAAGAUAAAAAAGGAACAAAAAAAAAAAAGAAAAAAAGAAGGAAAAAUAAGUUUUUAUAGAAGAGAAUGGGGAGGCAGCUGGAGAAUCCUGCUGGGGGCACGGAGAAAUUGGAAAUGGGUAGUGUUGAUUAAUAAUUUUUACUAUGUUUUUUUGCCUUUUACAGUUAUUUUUUGGGUUUUGAUUUUAAAUGUUACUGGGGAGGUAUAAACUGGGGAUUAUUAUUAUUAUGUGCAAUAAAUGGUGAAAACUUAAUUAAUUAAGUUUUACAAAAGAGGGAAUAAAAUAUACAGUAGUUGUUCUCCAUAAA
Molecule: messenger RNA, 1965 nt
Organism: Ananas comosus (pineapple)
Lineage: Eukaryota; Viridiplantae; Streptophyta; Magnoliopsida; Poales; Bromeliaceae
Product: formin-binding protein 4
Exons: 1
Coding region: 179-1546 (455 amino acids)
Source: RefSeq, a predicted model, not a curated record